Molecule: messenger RNA, 1101 nt
Organism: Purpureocillium takamizusanense
Lineage: Eukaryota; Fungi; Ascomycota; Sordariomycetes; Hypocreales; Ophiocordycipitaceae
Exons: 1
Coding region: 87-968 (293 amino acids)
Source: RefSeq, a predicted model, not a curated record
GUCUCUUCAUCCUCUCUCUCUCUGGUGUCUUCGCGUCGUACAAGACACACACACGUGCUGACACAAGUCGUCCAUCGCCGGCAUUAAUGCAGAUGAUCAUGGGCCUCGCCGGUGUCAAGACGUCGUGGCAGCGACAGACGCGGUACUUUGGGCACGACCGCGGGGACGCGUACUCGGUACUGCUCAUCGACAACCGCGGCAUGGGCGGCAGCGACAAGCCGCUGGCGCGGUACUCGACGUCGCAGAUGGCCCUCGACGUGCUCGACGUGCUGGACCACGUCGGCUGGACGGCGCCGCGCAGCGUCAACGUCGUGGGCAUCUCGCUCGGGGGCAUGAUCGCCCAGGAGCUCGCCUGCGCGGCGCCCCAGCGCGUCCAGUCGCUCUCCUUGCUGUGCACCUCGGCGCACGUCCGCAGCGGCAAGUCGCUCCCGCAGACGCUCGUCGAGCGCGCCGGCAUGCUCAAGCCCAAGGCCGAGGGCGACGCCAUUGCCGACACGGGCCGCUCCAUCUUCGUCGACGAGUGGCUCGUCGCCCCCGACGCCGAGGACCUGCCCGUCCCCGGCGUCACGCCGCGCUGCGCCGACGUCGUGCCCGGCGGGUACCGCAGGUUCGACAGUAAUUUCCAGCGCUUCCAGGCCCAGGAGCUGGCCAAGAGGCGCGCCGACGGGGCGUUUACCCUGCGCGGGUUCCUGUGCCAGCUCGUCGCCGCGGGGUGGCACCGCAAGUCGGACGAGCAGCUGCGGCGCAUGGCCGACGCGGUCGGCCGCCAGAGGAUCAUGGUCAUGCACGGCACGGGCGACAACAUGAUUACCGUGGCCAAUGGGCAGAAGCUCAUCGACGUGAUUGAGCCGGGCACGGGGCUGAUUGUCGAGGGCAUGGGGCAUGCGCCCAUCAUGGAGCGGUUCAAGUGGUUCAACGACCUGCUCGAGGAGAAGCUCAACGAGUGGACGAAAAUCGUAGAGCCUUGAGGGAAGCCUUUGAAUACUUUUUUAUUUCUUGUACACGCGUUUUGCCAUCCUUUUUACAUGACUUGUGAAGUUGGCUACGUAGGCAUGAAAGUUGAGGACAACAUGCCACAUUACACGUGUCUAUGGUAAGGGG